Dictyostelium purpureum is the source of this 2241-nucleotide messenger RNA. RefSeq lists its product as uncharacterized. The coding region runs from base 1 to 2241 and encodes 746 amino acids. The record is from RefSeq and is a predicted model, not a curated record. The transcript has a single exon. Lineage: Eukaryota; Evosea; Eumycetozoa; Dictyosteliales; Dictyosteliaceae.
AUGGAAACAAUUACCUAUGAAAAAUUUAAAAAAAAAAAAAUAGAGGAGUAUUCAGAAGAGAAUUUGAAAAAAAUAGGAGAAUCACUGUGCUUUAGAUUUAAUUAUAGAAAAAAAGAUUUGUACAAUAAAAUAAUUAAUCGUUUAAAAUUAGAUAACGAAAUAGAAAAAGAAAUUAUAAAAAAUAAAAGUAUCAACCCAUUUAAUAAAAAUAACAACAUUUUAAUAAUUGAAAACAUUUCCUUGAUGGAGAAACUAUUUUGGGCAGUUUUUAGAAAUAAAACAAUAUUCAAUUCAAUAUUUUCAAAUUUUAUUUUAAAAAAAUCAUGUAGCUAUGAUGAUUUAAUUGGUACAGAAUAUAUUUUCAAUAAAUUCACAAAUGCAAUAUAUAUAAUAAAAGAUAAAAUAAUUAGUAACAAAUAUGUAUUCAGAAAUGAACACCAUGAUAUAAUAGAAAUAUUCAAAAACAUUAUUAAAGAUAACCAAGAUAAUAGAGAUUUUUAUGAUGUACUCUUUACAAAAUCAAAUAUUAAUUUCAAAGAUUGGAACAUAUGGAUAGAGUCAAUUCUUCAAAGUUGUAAUUUAGCAGCACUUAAAAAAUAUAUAUUUCAUUUUAAAAUUAGUCCACAAGAAAUUCAGAAUACCUUUCCGGUUACAUCAUUCUCUUUUAACAGCUAUUUAGAUAUCAAGAUGCUCUUCUACCUUAAACAACACUAUGGUCAUGUUUCAGAAUCAUUCAUUGAACCUCUGGUUAGACUUAGAUUCAAUAACUAUAUGUUUGGAAGUCAAGUAUAUAUCAACAUUCUGGUGGAACCAUUUAAAUUGAAAAAACUUAUCAAAAUAUACAAAUAUAUAAUCACCCUUUACUAUAAUAAUAAUAAUGGUCUAAACAAUGAUACAUAUAAAUAUUAUAAUUUAAUAAUAGAAACAAACAAAAUCACAUCCAAUCACUUUACAAAAAACCAAUUAAACUCCACCAUUAGGGAUUUAAUUAUACAACACAAAACUCAGGCAUCAAAUCAACAAGAUAUAAGCCAUUUAAUAGGUUUACUACAUAAUUAUUAUAAAAUAAUAUUUCAUAUAAGUAAAAAAUACCAAAAAAAACGAUCAAAAACCAGAAAACCAAUGGAUUACUACUAUUACUUUAAAGAAAUUGAUAGAGUAAAAGAUAUGUUGGUAUCAGAGGGAAAAACACUAACACUAUCUAUGGUGCAAGAUUUUUUUCAAGUUACACUUUCAAAUAAACAACAGAAAAUAGAAUUUAUCAAUAAUACUCGAUCACCCAAAUCUCUGGGAUAUUUAGCAAAUUUAAUACUCUCUGGAAACGAUAUUGAACUUAAAGAUCAUUAUGAAAAGAAUUUAAAGCCGUUUUUAAAUUGUACAUAUUUUAAACAAAGUGCUCUAGAAUCUAUUUCAGAUACCAAAACACUUGACUAUUUCUUCGAGAAAAAUCUCUAUUUUGAAGAUGGGAAUGAAAAUUGGCAAUAUAUCAACAAUAAAGAUGUUCUAAUACACUAUGAAAUGCUAAUGAAACAAUCUUCGAAAAAAUUUAGAAUAGUUUAUUCUGAUAAUUUAAAUAUUUAUAUGUUUAUAUUAUAUAGAGCAUUAUUAUACCCAUCAAUAUAUAAAUUCGAUAACUGUAAUGAUUUAAAGCGCAAUAGCUCCCUACCAGUAACCAACCCCUAUCUAUCCGCCCUCAAUAUCAUAAUCCAAAAAAAACAUGAUAUAUUUGAAAACAAAUAUUAUCACAAAAACAAUUUUUUAAAACCAACUCAGCUUAUUUAUCAAAUAUCAACCAAUAUCUCCAAAGAUUUAUUUUAUAAUAUCAUUAAAUCAAGAAUAUCUAGAAAUUUCGAAUUUAUCUUAAUUUUAUUUCUUUUUUAUUGUGGCCGUAUUAAAGAAGGCAUCGAAUAUUUAGAGCAAUUUCCAACUUAUUGGGAUAUUAAAUUUUUUUCUCAGGAGUACAAUAUACUCGCCAUUCUUCCCAUCAAAUCUUUAGAAAAACUAAUAAUUUUUUUUCUUAAAAAAAAUCAAGUCAGUAACUUCAACCUAUUGACAAAAAUAGCAGCAAAAAAAGGUUAUUUACAAAUUUUUAAAAAGGUAUUUUCAAAAUAUGGUAUCUUUUUAAGAGAUGAAAACACCUCCCAGUAUAGAGAUAGAGUAGGCGUCUUCAUCUCAACUGCCAGAUCAUACAAUAAUGAGAAAUUAUUAGACUUUUUAUUAAAAUACACAGGAGGAUUUUAA